Molecule: messenger RNA, 2554 nt
Organism: Punica granatum (pomegranate)
Lineage: Eukaryota; Viridiplantae; Streptophyta; Magnoliopsida; Myrtales; Lythraceae
Source: RefSeq, a predicted model, not a curated record
GGUCCAUUCUCUGCUAUUACCCUGUCACUGGCGGCCACCAUUCGGACUCUGUGGCAAUCGGUCACCGGCGACGGCCGUCCCCCUCCGUACAGCUGCUUGGCAGCAGCGGUUCCCCCCUUUCAUCGAGUUGGCCGCCUCCUUCGAGCUGCUUAACAGUAGCCGUCUGUGGCUCUAUUUCCAUCUCGUCACCGGCGAGAUCGUCACUGUGUUUGACGCUGCGGCAUCUGAUAAGCUCGGGAACAUUAUGCCCGAAUUUUCUCUCCAAAAUAUCCUAUUCGAUUAUCAUGUACAAGUAGGUGUCUAUGGAGAUGGGAGAAAUCCAACUUGCACUAAGGUGCUUGAUGAAAUGCUGAAACCAAAGUUUUAAUUUCUGCACAUGCUACGGGAUUGUUAAUUGGCUGCUCACAGAGUUUCUGCAAAAUUUUAUGUGUCUGGAGAUGGAUGUUUUCGCACUGCCCUGUCUCUGAUGAACUCCAAAUUGUUGGACAGUACGCUGAUAAUUCCAUAAAUUUGUUGUUGGAAGUUAUGAUGUGCCGGGCUCCAACAGUAGGUAGCUCAAGUGGAUGAAAAUCCCAGUAUGUCUCCUAGCUUCUUGGGUCGAACUGCAGGGUUCACUCUCUUAAUUCGGUGCUGCCAAGGAUUCAACUAUCAUCAAAGUCGCAGUCUGGUGAAUGUGAAACUGAAGUGGGUGAAAGAUCCGAUCCUUGAUACAGUUGUUUCUCGUGAAAAGGACCUUAAAGCUGUGAGCUCUCUCAUUUCGAUAAUAUCCUGCGCUCAGAAAUCCUGCCUCCCCAUAUACUGCCUCUCCCGUUGUAGGGGACAACUUGGCCUUCCCCAAGAUCUGAAGCUCUCCACAUUGAUCCGGAGAUACCCUAACAUUUUCCGCGAGUUCUAUGCCCUCGACAGUGGAGGCACACGUGUCCCGUGGUUUGAGUUAACUCCAAAAGCCCUUAGACUCCAUGAGGAAGGGCUUGGUAUUCUUGAGAACUGCCAUAUGGAUUUCCUCAACAGGCUCAGGAGAUUGCUUAUGCUCACAAGGGAUCUAACCCUUCCCUUACAAACUAUAGACCAGUUGAAGUGGGAUCUUGGUCUGCCCUAUAACUAUGAGGAAUCUGUGAUAAGAAAGAACCUGGAUAUAUUCUCCUUGAUUCGCCUCCCUGAUGAUCGUGUUGGUGUGAAACUUUUGCUGUGGGAUGAAAACUUAGCUAUGUCCGAAUUGCAGAAGAAUGCAGUUUUACAGGGAAAGAACAGUGACAAAGAAUUGAAAAAUGGUAUCAUUUCCUUCCCGAUUGGAUUCCCAAGAGGUUUUGGGCUGAAGAGGAAAUGCAUGGAGUGGCUCGAAGAAUGGCAGCGGCUUCCUUAUACUUCUCCAUACUCUGACGGGUCCCACUUGGAUCCUCGUACUGAUGAGUCAGAGAAGAGGAUCGUUGGUGUCUUUCAUGAACUUCUCCACCUCACAGUUGGAAAGAAGACCGAGAGAAAGAAUGUGAGCAACCUCCGAAGACCUUUAUCUUUGCCUCAAAAGUUUACAAAGGUUUUGGAACGGCACCCUGGAAUAUUUUACAUCUCUAAGAAGUCUGACACACAAACGGUAAUACUUAGGGAGGCCUAUGACCGGCAUAAUCUCGUGCAUAAACACCCCCUCGUAGAGUUCAGGGAUAAAUUGGCAAGCAUGAUGAGGGAAGGAUUUCUUGACAGAAGCAAAGGGCUUUAUAAGAAAGAAAAACGUUCAGGAACAGAUGUGCUGGAGGAAAUUGGUACAAGUCGGACUGUUUCUGGAGAUGAGUCGGGUUCUGAAGAUUUGCUGUCUGAUUAUGAUUCUGAGGAAACUUGUCCGGAGCCUUGUUAAUGUCCAAAGAUGAUAGAAGGAGGCAUAAAGGUGACGGCCUUCGCUGACAAAAGAAAACAUGGUUCUCCUGUGCUAAACCAUCAGAGCCCCCAAGUCAAGCUGUUGACUGUUAAGUCAGAGGGGUUAUAUGUUAGGUGCCAGAAGCGAAUGCUACCAUGGUUCUUGGAAACUCGAGAACAGAGUAACAGUUCAACUUCUCGACAAAGAAACUUCUCGAAGCAGCUGCCCUUGUUUUGGGUAAUGCAAUAAUGCAAUUUCGAAAGAUGGCUUUGGAUUAAAUAUUCAGUUCCAUCUUAAAGGUAUUCACCCCAAUAAUCCACAUACUGUAGCAUCGUGGUUAUACUAUAUGUCAACUCUGCUUGAGCUCCGGAUUCCAGGUCGGGUUGAAUUUAAACAAGAAGGAUUCAACUUGAUCAAUUCUAGAGCUAAUCAUCAGAUUAUUCCCAUACAGUUAUGGUACAAUUGGAAUGGCGCUCUAAGCCAAUCUUAGGCAAUUCACUUGGAUCUCAAGUACUUUCUGCAGUAUAGGAGUUUAUUCUCCCCUAUUCCAUGAACACCCCCACAAGCCCAUGGACCUAGGUAAGUCCAUAUGCAAGCAUAUGUGUGAGUGGCCUUACCAAGAACUACAUGUGCGAGGGAAGAUUCGAACCUAUGAUCUCGUGAAUUAUUCACAAAGUAUACGCAUGUCCUAAUUACUUGCGCUAA